This is a messenger RNA of Trichobilharzia regenti, 1607 nucleotides long. The record is from the annotation of a GenBank genome assembly. NCBI's taxonomy places the organism in Eukaryota, Metazoa, Platyhelminthes, Trematoda, Strigeidida, Schistosomatidae.
GAUAGGUUCUUUCUUGACGAUAUUAUUACUAUCUAAAGUCCCAACAAGCGAUAAGUCGUACCAUGAAAAUGAACUAUGAGCUUUAUGAAACAACAUAAUAAGUUUAUUCAAUUUUUAACCAACUGGUUAUAAAUUACUUUGGCGUAUUCAGAAUUUCGAGUGAAUUAAUCGUAAUUUAUGCAGAACAGUGACAAGCUAAGCAUCAGAAGCAGAUGAUUCUGUUGAAAAUCUUCAUUUCACUCCUACCUUUCUUAGUUAAUAGUAAGAACAUUACAAGAAUUCGGUUGUAUCCAUCACGUCAUAACCUAUCCGCCUAUAAUUCACUUGACCAUUGGUGGAAUUUGUCAAUCAAAAGUUUAACAGAUAAAUGGUCAAGAAGAUUAAAUUCUUCAGAGAGAAUAAUCCCUGAGACUUUAGAGAAUUAUCAAAAUAUUGAAUAUUAUGGAGAGAUUUCUAUUGGGACACCACCGCAAGAAUUUCAUGUGAUAUUCGAUACAGGAUCAUCAUAUUUGUGGAUUCCUUCGUCGAAAUGUAAAGAUUCUAACACAGCUUGUCAAGUUCAUCACAAGUAUGACAGUUCACUAUCUUCGACUUACAAAGAGAAUGGGGAGGAGUUUUCAGUUGAGUAUGGUACUGGAAGAGCAUCAGGAUUUUUGAGUUCUGAUGUUAUUCAUAUAGGUGAGUUAGAUGUUGUGGAUCAGACAUUUGGUGAGGUAACUGAUGAACCUGGUUCAGUCUUUGUACCAUUUCAUUUUGAUGGCAUAAUGGGUAUGUCUUUUGAGAUAACCUCAAAAAAUUCUGCUGUAAAACCUGUAUUUCUUAACAUGAUUGACCAGAACUUGGUAGAUGAGGCCAUAUUUUCUAUUUAUCUCAGUAGAUAUGAAGAUAAAACAACAGGAGGAGAAGUAGUGUUUGGUGGCGUAGAUGAAAAUUAUUAUACAGGUGAUAUAACUUACUUAGAUUUAGUAAAUCCUGAAUACUGGAUGGUUCACUUUGAUGGUUUAUCAGUGGAUUGUAAAGAAUUCUGCCCUGGUGGGAGUACAGCACUAAUUGAUACAGGUACAACUUUGAUAUCUGGUCCAAGCAAAAGGAUCAAAGAAAUUAAUAAAUAUCUUGGAAGUAAACAUACUGCCAAUAAUGAAAACCUCCUGGAUUGUGAUAAAAUACCAGAAUUACCAUCAGUUGAAAUAGCUUUAGGUGAUAAAACUAUUGUUCUACAACCAGAUGAUUAUGUUCUUGAGAAAAUUGUCAAUGGUUCACAUAUAUGCAAAAGUACUUUUAUUGGUAUUGACUUUUCAACUGGUCCAUUAUGGGUAUUUGGUGAUGUGUUUCUGAGGAAAGUUUAUACUGUUUUUGAUGUUGGUAAUAAACGCAUAGGAUUUGGUGAUGUCGCUGGGAUGAAAUAAACUUUUGCAAAUAAAAGUAUUAUUUGAAUAAUAACAAUGAUAAUAAUAAUUCCAAAUUUGUUAUUUUCAUUAUUAAUUAUAUCCGAAAUGGUUCUUCUUACUUAAAUAUGGACAGAGAAUAAAAGGGGAACCAUUGUAGAGUUGCUGCCAACUAAAGUUAUAUAUUUUUCCAUGAAAUUAAAAGGGUGAAUAGGUAGGGAA